UAUUUGCCUUACGGCUUAUGACUGUCAAAUAAAAUCUAUAAAGUAUCGAUUUCAUUUAUAGCUAGCGUUUAUUAUCCGAGCAAUUGUUUAAUAAAUCAAAUUUUGUGGUCCGUAGAUGCAUGGUGACUAACAAAUAUCUUCACGUAAAGGCACGUCAGACCCAGCAAGUGUUGGAAUCGAACUUACGGAACCAUGGGACCAGAGACCCCUUGCAAGACCAUACCCGAUGGCGGACUGCCUGCAGAAGCCAGAUCCGGCAACCUUGGCCGCGGACAUCCCAUCAGACGACUCGGAUGUUAUCCUGGUGGUAGAAGGGAGACCAAUUCACGCCCACCGCCAGAUCCUCUCUGUCGCCUCCCCGGUCUUUCGGGCUAUGUUUUCACACGAUUUCAAGGAGAGACAGGAAACUAGCAUUGACCUGCCGGACAAGAAACACGAUGACGUGAUAGAACUACUUCGGUGGAUAUACCCUACAAGUCGGCGUAACCUGACAGACAAGGCUGUAUACCGCUUGUUACCUUUAGUCGACGAAUACCAAAUAGAGUGGCUGAAGGUGUACUGCGAAGAGUACCUGCUGCAGGCCAUUGUGGCUAAAGAGAACCAAGGUUUUUCCCCGGCAGAAUACUUCCUGAAGCACCUGUACAUAGCGGACCGUCAUUCCUUGCAAAAUCUCUCUAAGUUAGCCAUCGAGCUGUGCAAAACGAUACCUACCAGAACGAUCGAGGAGACGCCAUCCUUCUCGCAACUGGAUGACCAUCGCCGCUGGAUGCUGAUGCGAUUGCGCGCCACGCAUCUUGAGGAAAAGCAGGGCCGACUUGCCCGGGAGAUACGGAGUCUGGCGGCACUUGUGCCCUCUGUUAUGUCCAUUCAGACCGACAUACCAUCAAGGUGCCCGCUCUGCACUGCCAGCAAGUUCCUUUCCGCUGGCAAUCACGAUUCCAAUACUUCACAGGACAAACGAAGACCUCUCGCCUGCCCAAGCUGCAAGAACAAAUAUGAGCGGAUAGUGGAGAAAGUGAAGUCGGAUCUGUGAUUUGAAUGAUCUGUGAUCAUUUUCUGUGAUUGCUACCAUUGUACCAGUCAGGUGGGGUUAAUUCGUUCUGACAAAAACAUUUUCAUGCUGAAAGAUGCCAGGGAUUGUACGAUAAGCUGGUCGAUGUGUGGCAGUGACGCUCACCAGAAACUAGCUAAACUGUAUAUGUUAUGCAUAUCAGCUGAUUAUUUAUCUUCAACAGAAAUCAGAAUGUUAUCAUAAUGAAUGUGUGAUCUUUGCAGUGUUUCGACACAUUUCACCAGUAUGUUUGCUUUGUGUUGGCUGUUUUCUGUUAUAUAUCGUAUAUACACAGUAUGCACACAGCCAUAUAAUGGGAAUCGUUUAUUGGACUAUACAUACCCCUUACAGCGCAUGUUCAGCUCUCUAUCACUGCCACUACUAGCAAUUUUUGUACAGAAAUCUUAAAUAACGCCAGGAUCAAGAGGUGAUGUUAUAAAACAUUAAUACUGUGCCUCAGCCUUUAUUUCCAUUGAUACUACAUAAAUUGCAAAUCAACAGUAUGUACAGCAUGAUUCCAAAAGACCUUCCAAAGUAAGUUUAUGAAAGAGUGCUGAUUACAGUUCCGCGAAAGGGCAUCAUUGGUGAGGCUAAGCCUAAACAAGCCCACGUGUGUGGCACGUAUUCAGUAUGCCUGACUUCUCUAGUGGAGCCAGCGUUAUAAAGGGAGCGCAGGAAUCGAGCAGACCAUUCGUUGAAAGGAGUAUGGAGAUUUCAUAGCGUGCAUAACCGUGAUGGGUGUUGCCCAGAUAAAACUUGCCAACCAAUAUAUACAUGUAUAUGUCAAAUGCUGUUUUAAAUAGCUGUGAUCAGGAAUGGGAUGUAAAAGUCGUUUCUCUGGCGAUUCUGAUCUAAUGGUGAAAUCUGUACGCUUUAUCGGUCAUUUUGUGAUGCUAAAAGCGGUUAAUCUUCAGGUUUUGUUGUUUUUUAAUAUGCUAUUAAUAUUAAGGGUUGUGUCGAACACGCUUCUCUAGGUUUGCCAUACAGAACACACGUAUCAUGUAUCGAGUUUGAACGUUUAAUUUACUAACAAACCUUGUCAAGAUAAAUCAUCAGCCGGUUGUAAUGAAUUGGAAUUUAAUCAUCUGAGGAGAGAAGUGUAGAAGUGAAGUUAUAAGAAUGCAGCUUAUGUCUGUAUGUUUGAGCGCACUGAGACCUUAACAAGAUGUUGGUGUGACCCAGAAGCAUCUCACCAAUGUGGUCGCUGUGAGUUCAAGUCCAGCUCAUACGCUAGCUUCCUCUCCGGCUGUACGUGGGAAGGUGUGUCAGCAACCUGUUGAUGGUCGUGGCCUUUGAACAAAUACACAGUAUUUUAAGUGCUGGGAAGUGUAAGUCAUUAGUAGAACAUCAUCAGACCAUCUUCUGCAAACCAGCGUCCAGCUUUAGUACAAAUCAAUGAUAUUGUUAAUUGUUACAGGUCAACUUCUAGAAACUGUCUUAUUUCUCUGCAUUUUGAUGUUAUCGGCAAUAUAAGGGCUUCUUCUUUUGGAAACCAUUUGAUGUGGAAUUACUUUGUUACGUGUUUUUUUUAAACAUAAUAUGAUGAUCUUCGGAAAUGUUCAGUGUAAAAUAAGAGUGCAUUUCUCAAAAUGAUCUCUUAAUGCAUACACAUAUAUUCUCAGACGUAUAUAAGUUUGACAUUGGAAUUUAAGCAUCCCAAAAAAUAUGGAGUAUAUUUUGUGCAAAAUAGUAAUAGUAAAUGCGCAG
This is a messenger RNA of Liolophura sinensis, 2758 nucleotides long. RefSeq names its product protein roadkill-like. The coding region runs from base 227 to 1033 and encodes 268 amino acids. The transcript is spliced from 3 exons. Gene Ontology annotation, molecular function: protein binding. The record is from RefSeq and is a predicted model, not a curated record. NCBI's taxonomy places the organism in Eukaryota, Metazoa, Mollusca, Polyplacophora, Chitonida, Chitonidae.